This is a messenger RNA of Aureococcus anophagefferens, 1281 nucleotides long. RefSeq lists its product as hypothetical. The transcript has a single exon. Gene Ontology annotation, molecular function: hydrolase activity. Bases 1 to 1281 code for a protein of 426 amino acids. The record is from RefSeq and is a predicted model, not a curated record. NCBI's taxonomy places the organism in Eukaryota, Pelagophyceae, Pelagomonadales, Pelagomonadaceae.
AUGGGCAGCCCGCGGCUCCUGCUGCUCGCCAGCGUCGCCUCCGCUGGACGCGUCUAUCACUUGACGGACAUUCAUGUCGAUCCCAUCUACGUCGUCAACAGCUCUACGGCUGCCUACUGCAACGGGCCCGUGAUCAAGAACGCGUCGCUUCAGGCGCCCAUCUUCGGUGCGCCGGUGGGCGAUUGCGCGACGCCCGAGGCUUUGUACGACUCCGCCCUCGCGUUCAUGGCGGACCAGCCGGCCGCGGACAUGGUGCUCUUCACCGGCGAUUUCACGCAGGCGGGCCUUCAGAGAGAGGCGGGCGCGGACUCCGUGUUGGACACGAUCGCGGCGACGCACGAGAAGCUGCGCGCGGCGCUGCCCGGCGUGAAAGUCUACGGCGCCGUGGGCAACCACGAUUCGUAUCCCGGCGACGUGUUCGACUUCCCCUACGAGGCGGGCUACGGGCACUUUGCGGCCCUGUGGGACGUCGAGGGCGACGCGAAGAACGCGACGCUGCGGGGCGGCUACUUCUCCCAGCGCCACGACGACGCGCUCGUCGUCAUCUCGCUGAAUACCAACUACCUAAGCAUGCUAAAUCCGCUCGUCAAGGACAACAGCUCGGCCGCGCAUCGCGCCGGCUUCGACAUGAUGGCGUGGUUCGGAGGCGAACUCGCCGCCGCGGAGCAGCGCGGCGACGUCGUCUACGUGCUCGGGCACAUCCCGGGCGAGUCCUGGCUGCCGGCCCACAGCCUCACGUACCAGCGCUUGAUGCAGCGCUACGCCGCCACCGUCAAGGGCCAGUUCUACGGCCACGACCACGAGGACUACGUGCGGCUGACGCGCGAGUGCGACGACGCGACGUGCACGGGCUCCGCGACGGGCGUCGUCUUCGUCGGCCCGUCGCUCACGGAGGGCUGGCCGAGCGAGAACCCGGCCGUGCGCGUCUACGUUACCGACGGAAACUACACCGUCGAAGACGCGCUGACCUACACCGCCGACAUCCUCGAAGCCAACGAAAAGGGCGCCGCGACCUGGGUGCUCGAGUACUCGGCGAAGGACCGGCUGCGCCUCGACGACCUGUCGCCGCGGUCCUGGGAGAAGUACGUCGCCCUCCAGCUCGCGACGAACGAAUCGGCGUUCGACGACCACGUCGCGCUGCGGCGCCGCGGCUACCGCGGCCCGCGGUCGCGGUCGUCCGGCGACCGCUGCGAGGCCCUCACGGACCCCUGCGCCGUGGACCUCCUCUGCAAGAGCAACUUCUUCAACGACGCGGACUACGCGUUCUGCGUCAAGAAUUAA